CAGGGCUGUAAUACCUACUUUGUUCAGAUCCAUUCAACACACAAGUUCAGCCAGCUGAACAGCCUAGCAGUGCUACGGCACAUCUUGCUAGCCUAAUUCAAAAAGCCAGUGCGAUAGCUAGAUGCAAACUCUCUUUGCACAGUGUAGCACUUCGAGGUGAUUCAGUUUCAGGAAAUUUGGAAAAAAGCUUGCAAGUAAAUAAAACUGGGAGUCACGAUGGAGAUGUAUUUAACAAGUCAAAUACUGGAUCAAACUUAAAGCCAGUUUCUUAUUCAGUACACUGAAAAGGUCACCUUCUCUUCCUGGAAAAGAAGCAAAAUCUCAGCUUUGCUGCUUUUUAUUUAACAGCUUGGCUCCCACUUAAAUUUUCUUCAUGUUCUUACCUAAUUAGGCUAUCUAGCUAUACAAACAAGGAUACUCAUGGUAGAUGACAAGGGAAAGAACAUGAAAUGUCUCACCUUCUUUUUGAUGCUUCCAGAGACAGUCAAGAACAGGUCCAAGAAAAGCUCUAAGAAAGGAAAUAGCAGCAGCAGCAGCAGCACCAGCAAGUUGCCUCCAGUUUGCUAUGAAAUCAUUACCUUGAAGACCAAAAAGAAGAAGAAGAUGGCUGCUGAUAUUUUUCCCAGAAAGAAACCAGCCAAUACUAAUACAACUGCUGUCCAGCAAUACCACCAACAAAACCUCAACAACAACAACACUAUCCCUGCCCCCAAUUGGCAAGGGCUUUAUCCCACCAUUCGAGAGAGAAAUGCAGUGAUGUUCAACAAUGACUUGAUGGCAGAUGUUCAUUUUGUGGUUGGGCCACCAGGUGGGACCCAGCGGUUGCCAGGACACAAAUAUGUCUUAGCUGUUGGGAGCUCUGUAUUCCAUGCAAUGUUUUACGGAGAGCUUGCUGAGGACAAAGAUGAAAUUCGUAUACCAGAUGUUGAGCCUGCUGCUUUUCUCGCUAUGCUGAAAUACAUCUAUUGUGAUGAAAUUGACUUAGCUGCUGAUACGGUGCUGGCCACUCUUUAUGCUGCCAAGAAGUACAUCGUUCCUCAUCUUGCUCGAGCAUGUGUCAACUUUCUAGAGACGAGCCUAAGUGCAAAGAAUGCCUGUGUGCUGCUCUCCCAGAGCUGCUUAUUUGAGGAACCUGACCUGACCCAGCGCUGCUGGGAAGUGAUUGAUGCCCAAGCAGAGCUGGCUUUGAAAUCGGAGGGGUUCUGCGAUAUUGAUUUUCAGACACUUGAAAGCAUCCUCCGAAGGGAGACGCUGAAUGCCAAAGAAAUUGUUGUUUUCGAAGCUGCGCUUAACUGGGCUGAAGUUGAAUGUCAACGGCAAGAUUUACCUGUUAGCAUAGAAAAUAAACGCAAGGUCCUAGGGAAAGCUCUGUACCUGAUUCGCAUCCCUACCAUGGCACUCGACGACUUUGCAAAUGGUGCUGCUCAGUCCGGGGUGCUGACUCUCAAUGAAACCAAUGACAUCUUCCUUUGGUAUACAGCUGCCAAAAAGCCAGAAUUAGAGUUUGUGAGCAAUGCCAGAAAAGGCCUUGUCCCCCAGCGUUGCCACCGCUUCCAGUCUUGCGCCUACCGCAGCAACCAGUGGCGCUACAGGGGUCGGUGUGACAGCAUCCAGUUUGCUGUUGAUAAGAGAGUUUUCAUUGCUGGCUUUGGGCUGUAUGGUUCUAGCUGUGGAUCAGCAGAAUAUAGUGCAAAGAUCGAACUUAAACGCCAAGGUGGUAUCCUAGGCCAGAACUUGAGCAAGUACUUCUCAGAUGGAUCUAGCAACACUUUCCCAGUGUGGUUUGAGUAUCCAGUGCAGAUUGAGCCUGAUACCUUUUAUACAGCUAGUGUGGUACUGGAUGGCAAUGAACUAAGCUAUUUUGGACAAGAAGGAAUGACCGAAGUUCAGUGUGGGAAGGUAACUGUUCAGUUCCAGUGCUCUUCAGACAGUACAAAUGGCACUGGAGUGCAGGGAGGGCAGAUCCCAGAACUCAUAUUCUACGCCUGAGCAAAAAUGUUUCCAGAGUUGGACCUGAAGUACACAUUUGGUUCAGACCUACUGAUGCUUAGCUUGUUAUCUGCAGCUGUGAUCAGUACAGAGAAUAUAUAAUUAAAAGCUGUUGAUAAUUACUGCUUGCUGGCCUUGUAGCCUCUUUGGUGAUGAUAUUUAAAUGUAACAUUCAACUUUAACUGGAAGCUCUUAUGAGCAAGGAAGUUCCUAAAGCUUUGUUUGAGUUAGAUAUACCUACGCCCAUGAUUCCCAGCCUGUCUUGUUGGCAUGCCCCUACUUGCAGUGCAUCAGCAAAUAGAUGUCUUCCCUCAUAUCUCCAAUGGACUGUGCCCCGAAUACACUGGAUGCCGCCUCUUUUGGUCCAUUUUCUCUUUCUGUCUCAGUUCUUUUUUCCUCCUUGUCUUUUUCUCUCUGCUUCUUAUUUUUUGCUCUUGUUUUUUGUUCCCCAACUCUCCAGAAGGCUACAUGCUGCUCAGAGUCAGGGAAGGGGCUCCACAAGUCUGGGCUGCUUUAGUUCUUAUAGCUGAGCCAAGUGUUAUGGGGCAGAUAAGAGAAGCUUGUGUGUGAACAUGCAGUCCUAUAGAGGCAAGCCAGUCCCGUAUGUGGCCAGCUGUAUUGGGGAUGGCUGCAAGAUAAGAGAGGGAGGCAGCAGUCAAGGAGCCAUGCACUGCUUUAUACACAGAUGCAGGAUCAUACUUGCAGCCGGGAUGAGCUGGGCUUUUCCCACUAGCACCCUCUUGAGCUCCUCUGACUCAUUUCCUUAAGACUGGGAAAUACUACAUGUACCUACAUAGGUGGCUUCGAAGCAUUUAACCAAAUGUUGCAAUAGUUACACUGAGAUGCUUUCAAAAUUGCUCUCAUUUGGCCCACUACUAAAUAGCUGGGUGAUGAUAUCCAGCAUGAGACAAAGGAUAGGUUAGUUUACAUAAAAUAUUUGGAGAGGGGUUUUUUCCCGCUGUACAAAUGAAAAUAAAUAUCACUGCACAGUAACAUGUACCAGUCCUGAGUUACAUUUUCCUUCUCUGAAAUGUGAGCUUUUUUAUAGUAUUGCCACACAAUCUGAUUCAGUAGAUAAUUAAAUAGAUGAUAGCAAGAAGAUUCCCCAGAGUGGACUAUGUCUGGUGGUGAGCACCAAAUGUAAUACAGUGAGGGGAAACGUAUGUCUAAUCUCUUGCAAUUAGUUUUAAUUUAAAUGUGAAAUGGAGGAUUGUGUGGUCCAAAAGCUUUUUUUCCUCCCCCUGAAUUACUUUUCAAGCUUUCUGUAGUCCUGCCUGUAUUUUUGACAGGAAGGGACUACAGACGCAUUGCUGUUUUAAGAGGGAAGGAAAUAAGUAUAACUAAAAGAUCCAAUUACCAUUUAAACUUAAAUGAAGUCUACACUUUGGAAAAGAAAAUCCUUAGUCUCUAGAUUGUGAAAAUUGCUUACAAAGAGGACACUACUGAGGUAAUUUGUCUUACCUCUGUAAUACCUCUGAAGUGGUUAUAUUUUCUUUCCAUAUUUUAAGCUAAAAUAGAGGACCAAAUGAUUCUUUGGCCAGGCUAAAGACUAACGUCUGUGCUACAAUAAAUAUAAUCAUCCGUUUUACAAUGGAACUGCUUUUCCCAUAUGGUUACUUAUCAGUUAAUAUUAUUAGUCCACCUACUCCUUGACUGCUUGAAUCUUGGCCUCUGGCCAUCUCAAAGUGCUGGUAUGUUUCUGCAGUGUCCAAAACAUGAUCUGGAGUAAUGACAACUGGAUUGGAGUAGAUAUCAAAAACUCAAAGACCUAAGCCAGUCUUCCCCGUCCUGUGGAUGAUGAAAAGAAGAGUGAGGGAGAAGACUGUUCUGCAAGUACCAUGUUCUUUAUUCACUGUAAUGGUUACAAUUUUACAUGAGCAAAUACAUUCUUUCAGAAGUAUAAAAUACCCUCAGAAUAUAUAGAAAAUGCUUUUUAUAACAGAUGUACCUAAACUAGACUGUUAGUGAGAUCUGCACAGAACGUUCCGUGGAAAACUGAAGGUUAUUUUUUUUAAAGCUCCAGUUAAUUAUAUUUAGAUCUCUCAGCAACCAAAAAUAUACACGCAGUGUAAUUUAAUGGAUUGGGGAAAUAUUUAUUGAACAGACAACGAAGGAAUGUAAGAUCGUCAUGCGAUAAUAGUCAUCUACAUGUAGACAUUAUCUGAGCAUUAGUUGAAUUUAUUUAAAAUAAACUUUAAAGCAAAGACUGGCCAAGUUACUGUAUAUGAAAUGGUUGACCUAGAUAUAAUGGCUUUGUCUGAAUGAUGCUUACGGGGUAGAGUGACAGAAUGCAGCUAUUUAACAAUGUUACAGCAAGUAACUGAUUCAUUUAGAACAGACUUAGGUGCCUCACAGUGGGACAAAAAGUGUACUGUACUAGUAUGGAUAAACCAGUCUCUGACUGGCUCUAGUUUUUUGGUGUUUUUCUUUUUCUUUUUAAUUUAUCUAUAAAUAAAGGCUUAGCAUCUAUUAAACUGACUGGCUGGAACAGAUAGUUAUGGGAUCAAAUAAUGUAUAGCUGUGAUAUUUAGAAAAUUAGCUUUUUUUUUUUUUUUACUUGUUAUCCCUUGAAUAUUUUUGACAAAGUAGAAUGAAAGCUCUGCUUCUUGCUUAAUUCCUCUGAAUCUGUUCCUGGUAUAAAUUAGACUUGUUGCCUAUGGUCAAAAUAUUUAAGGUUGGAUCAAUAGACUUAGACACCUAAAUAAGUGGCUUGAUUUUUGAGAGGUACUUGACACGAGCAAGCCCAUUGCAGUAAAUAGAAUCUGCUGUUGCCAAAUACUUUGAUACAUCAGGCCACUUAAUUAGGUGCCUAAAUAUGGAUCUAGAGCUGGUCAACUAACUUUAGGCAUCCAAGUUUGAAAAUGCUAAUCUAUAUUUUGAAAGCACCCGAUGUAUGAUGCUGGAACGUAAACACAACUUUAGCAAAUAGAACAUUAUGUAGAUGGUAUUUUAUGGCGGUCUUUAGUACUUGUAUAUUGAUUUUGCUGGUAAAGGGAACUAAGAUGGGGCAUUGUAAUGUAAUAUGCUUUAAGCAUAUUUGAAAUAGUAUUUAAAUGUUCUAAUUUCUACAUACUUAUUGCACUGAACUGUUUUUUAAUUGUUGUGAUAAAGUCAGCUAAUUUCAGGUCACAGCACCCAGUUAUGCUUGACCUUCAGCUUACAGCAUUAUUUAUGAAGGACAGAUAUAUAAAUAUGAAGUACCUCAUGUUGAAUGUUAUUGUACUGUAUCUUUAAUGUAACAGUGCAGAUCUUGUAAGACACAUGAAUGUGUAUAAUCACAUUAAACAUAUAAAUAAAACUGGUUCUUAUA
Gopherus evgoodei (Goodes thornscrub tortoise) is the source of this 5299-nucleotide messenger RNA. RefSeq names its product BTB domain containing 3 (gene BTBD3). Gene Ontology annotation, molecular function: protein binding. The coding region runs from base 421 to 1989 and encodes 522 amino acids. Gene Ontology annotation, cellular component: cytosol. The transcript has 4 exons. Gene Ontology annotation, biological process: cerebral cortex development; dendrite morphogenesis; neurogenesis. The record is from RefSeq and is a predicted model, not a curated record. NCBI's taxonomy places the organism in Eukaryota, Metazoa, Chordata, Testudines, Testudinidae.